UAUAAAACUCCUUUUUUGAUUAUUAAAAAAAAAUUGUAAUUUAUUUGUCUGUUUUUUAAAUAUAAUUUAUUUCUCUAAAUAAAUUAUUUAUUUUAUAAAAUAUAUUAAUUACUUCGUUAUAAUUUUUUCUUUAAAUUAUAUUUUUUAUUUUCUAAAAUGUCGAGGAGAUCAAAUAGAACAAUGAAAUGUGGUAGCCAUGAUGUAUCACCACCCAAGAAAGCUAAAGUUGAUACGAUAUUUAGUGAUGAUCAUGACGAUGAUGAUGAAAAUUUAACAUAUGAACAACUCAGAGAAAAAAGAAUGAAAGAAAAUAUAGACAUGUUUGAAGUAAUGGGAGUAAAUCAAGCUGCAAUAGCAUUAGCCAGUAGUCUUCAUAAAGUAAAACCAUUGAAACCAAUAAAAAUUGUUAAAAAAAUUACUUUUUCUAAACCUUUAUAUGGAACAACACCGACUAGACGUUCAAUGAGGUUAGCUAACAUAGCACCUUUAGAUACAACUGAUGAUGAACAAAAUAUGGGAAAAAAAGCAAAUGACUCAACAGAUAUUAACAAUGAUGACUUAAAUGAUGAUACAGUUAAUCAAAUAUCAGAAGAAGAUGCAGAUUUCUUUGAAAAGCUUGACAAAGAUUUAGUAGUUAAAGAUCCUGUCAAUGAUUUUCAUCUAUGUAAUUUUGAUAGAUUCUCUGAAGUAUUAAAAAGCCUUUCGAUUAAUGAAACUCCAGUAAAAGUUAUCACAAGUCGUAUUUAUUCUAUAGCAGUUCAUCCUUCAGAAAGUUCACUUUUUAUUGCUGCUGGUGACCAAAAAGGAAAUAUAAGUUUAUACAACCAAAAACAAGAUGAUUUGCGUGAAUAUAAAGUACAACAUGGACCUGUAAAUUGUCUUUCAUUUUGUUCGUGGGAUUCUUAUAAAUUAUACUCAACUAGUCAUGACGGUUCAGUGAGAUGUGGUGAUAUUGUUAAACGUACUUUUGACACUAUUUAUACAUCAGACUUAUGGGAAGAAUAUUCCAAAGAUUCUCAUGCAUUAUGGCAUUCUGAAUAUGAAAGAAAUCUACUUAUUGGUGCUGGUUGUGGUAAUGUAGACCUAAUAGAUACACGUACACCAAUGAAAAUUCAAAGUUCUAGUAAAUGUCAUCAAAAAUCUGUGCGCACUGUUCAAUCUCAUCCUUUGGAAAAACAUUACUUUUUAACUUCAUCUGGAAUAGGAGAAGCAUGCUUAUGGGAUGUUAGAAAAAUGACUACUACAAAAAUUGAUCCUGUUUUGCAUUUUGAACAUCCUAAAGCAUUAACAAGUGCAUUUUUUUCUGCAACAGGAGUGAAUAUGGUUACAACUAGUAAUGAUAAUAAUUUAAGGAUUUUUGAUACUAGUCAACUUACUACUGCAAAUAAAGCCACUCAUAUUAUUCCUCAUAAUAAUCAUACAGGACGAUGGCUAUCUGUAUUUAAAGCAAAAUGGCAACCUGGUAGAGAUGAUUCCUUUUUUGUUGGCUCAAUGUUAAUGCCAAAAAGAAUUCAAGUUUAUGAUUUCAAGGGGAAAUUAUUGCAUACAUUAAUUUCAGAAGAUUAUUUGACGACUUAUGUUCCAGUCAUUGAAGUACAUCCUUCUCAGGCAAUUUAUGUUGGAGGAAAUGCCUCUGGACGUUUACAUAUAUUUAACACAGAAAACCAAUUACAAUGAUAAAUAGUAAUUUUUCUUUAAAUAUCUAAUUUUACUUACUGAUAAGCUUUAUUCUUAUGUAAAUAGAUUUUUUUUUUUAUAAAUAAUUUUAUUUUUCAUAUGUUUUUAUAAUUCUAAAUAAGUUCUGUAGUAUAAGUUAUACAUUUAGUUCUAUUGAUACUAAAUUUAUUUUAAAAACUUUUUUUUUAUAAUUAGAUACAAUUAUUAUUAU
Messenger RNA from Daktulosphaira vitifoliae (grape phylloxera), 1888 nucleotides. RefSeq names its product WD repeat-containing protein 76-like. The transcript has 12 exons. Gene Ontology annotation, biological process: regulation of DNA damage checkpoint. The record is from RefSeq and is a predicted model, not a curated record. Gene Ontology annotation, cellular component: nucleus. Gene Ontology annotation, molecular function: protein binding; DNA binding. The coding region runs from base 157 to 1677 and encodes 506 amino acids. NCBI's taxonomy places the organism in Eukaryota, Metazoa, Arthropoda, Insecta, Hemiptera, Phylloxeridae.